CCUCCAUCCAAGAAAGAUGACUUUCUCCAGCCUGUGCUAUCCAGAAUGCGGGGUGGCCCGGCCUAGUCCAGUUACUGGCAGCUCCAAUGAGCCAUGCGUUAGGCAGUGCCCUGACUCCGAAGUGGUGAUCAGACCCUCACCGGUUGUUGUGACCAUCCCCGGACCAAUUCUCAGCAAUUUCCCUCAGCAGAGUGAAGUGGCCGCUGUAGGAGCACCUGCGGUCGGAGCUGGUUUCGGAGGCUCAUUCGGUUUGGGGGGAUUGUACGGCUAUGGAGGCCAUUACGGAGGAUUGUAUGGUCUAGGGAGAUUAGGUGGUUACGGGGGCCUUUACGGUUACAGGGGAUUAUUGGGCCAUGGGGGAUACUAUGGUUACCCAGGCCCUUAUGGUUAUGAAGGAUUGUUGGGCUAUGGGGGACACUGCAGUUACCCAGGCCUUUAUGGUUAUGGUGGAUUAUGUGGUUCUGGGGUGUCUUGCCAUAGGUACCUCAGUGGAAGCUAUGGGCCAUGUUAA
Molecule: messenger RNA, 511 nt
Organism: Gopherus flavomarginatus (Mexican gopher tortoise)
Lineage: Eukaryota; Metazoa; Chordata; Testudines; Testudinidae
Product: claw keratin-like
Exons: 1
Coding region: 17-511 (164 amino acids)
Cellular component (GO): intermediate filament
Molecular function (GO): structural constituent of cytoskeleton
Source: RefSeq, a predicted model, not a curated record